AUGCCUGCCGCCGGCAACCCUCCGUCGCUUCUCUCCUCAGGAAGCUGCACGCAGUCUCUCUGUUCUGAAGACCCGUCUCUUUGCUCAGAAAGCUUUCCUCCGUCUGGACUCCCCCCAUCUACCUCGCCACGGCUCUCUCUGCGCCCUGCCAGCGAUUUUCGCGCAGGCGCCUCUCCGCGGAGGGAAGCGUCGCAAGCGCACGGCGGCGUGGAGCGCAUAAAACCCGAAAACAGAAAAGCUCGGGUCAGCGAGGGGCUGGACGAUGCUGCCGAUGCGCAGGCAGGCAAGGCUGAAAUGACUCCUACGCAGUGCGAUCUAAAUCAGCUCCUGGUUCGCCUGCUGUCUCUUCCCUCGUCGCACCCCCGGGCCCCUGGCGCCGUUCCGCCUUCGACCGCGGUCGCAGAGACUGUCUCCACGGGGACGGGCCUGGAGGAGCUUCCAGGGCGCGGCCGAGAGGAGGACUGUCUCCGCGAGACCAGUCCAGCGAGAGAGGCCAAGGGCCGGUCUCUCAAUUCAGAGGCAGUUCCCGAGAGGCCGGCCAGCGACGCAGUGUGUGCCAGCCCACACGUGGGCGCGAGCGGAAACGAUGAGGCUUGCGAGAGGCUCAGAGGCCCAGAGGAGCGGAGCGGGGAGGGGGUUAAUGUGGCGUCCGGACUCUGCGAGAGCGGCCCCAAACACGCGGGCUGCGUGCGCCCCCGCCCGGAGCCCGAGGUGCUCAAGGGGGACUGCGAUCGCUCGGCUUGUGCGGACGCGGUUUCGAAUGCCCAGGCUGCCGAGGAGCGAAUAAGUAAUGAAGGUAAAACCGUCCUGAAGCAUGUCGUCUCUUUCGGAUUCUCGCUCGCGGCCCUCGAGGCGUGGGUCCCCCAGCCUUCCCCCUGCUGCGCCGCCGCCGCCGCGGUCGGUGCCUGGAACGCAGUCCGCGGCCUCUCUGUUCCCCGCCAGCCAAUGGGCGAGAAAAAAGGAAGUCCGACGGAGACAGGGGCGCUGGCCGCUCCGGCUGAAGGCCCAACGGAAGCGCCCGCGGGCGCAGAGAGGAGCGCCGCAGACGCCAGACGCCUGGGAGAUGGCGCGCCGAGAGAAGCCCUCACCAGCGACGCAGCGCUCCUCGAGGCGGAGGAUCUCGGCGCGGGAGGACAACCGGAUCAACGACGAGGAGAAGAUCAGGGCCGCGGAAAUGCGCUCUCGCCUCCGCCUCCGCGAACAGGAGAAGCGACAAAAGAGCGACGCUCGGAUUUGUUGGAGUCGCGUUCACACUCCCCCUCGGCGCUGGACGUAGGGGCGGGCCUGGAGGCGCUGCUGGUGCAAGCGAGAAUCGCGAGGAAGGAGACGCGGGCGCGCUUCCUCUCUUUGCUGUUGUCUCCUGCGCAAGCGUGCGACGAGAGCCUGAGAACGCGGUACCUGGCUGAACUUCUCGAGUUCGAAGACUACGUUUUGAGAGAACUGCUCAAGGCCGAGGCUGCAGAGAAGGAGACGCGGAAACAAAAAGCGCCUGAGGCGGGACAAGCGACUCCGAGGGGAAAGGCAGCCACUGAACGUGGGCGGGAGGUUCUGAGCAGCGACGCGGCGCAAGACACGGAAAAAGAGACAAUUGUUCAUCGCCCAGCAACCGCACUCAGCGGAACCGGGGACCCAGAACGCGCAGCAUGCGUAGAGCAGCGACAAGCGCAGGCGAACGGCUGCAGCGGAGAGACAGGAGGACUCGCGGAGGAAAAAGAGCCUCAAAAGGAGUCGAACGAUGCAGGACGAGAAGAGGAGGGCGCAAGCGGAGACCGAAGGGAAAGCGGCUCGCUCAUGCGCGAGGGACAAACGGAGAGAACAGGAGAACAAGGUCAACAGACUCCAGGCGCCCAGACGAGCGAAAUGAAAGCGGGCGCUGAAGAGAAAGCAAGCGGCCUUGAGACUGAUAAGAAGAGAGGCCCCUCUGCGGCCGCGUCGCCUGCCAGGGGCGCCAAACAGAAGAGGACGCGAAGCCUCCUGCUGCGGAUUCUUCGAGAGACGCUCGAGCCCUUCCUUCUUUCCGGUGGACACGAGAGGCCUCCUGCCUCGCUGUCUCCGUUCCUCGCCGCCGUCGCCUCUGAAUCGAAUUCGUUUUCGCCUCCCAGUGGCGACUCCGCCCUGCACGCAUUCGCUCAAACUGCGGCGUCCCCUAGUUCGCCUGCGUCUGCGGCGUCUGGAGGUCUGCAUGCGACACGCAAGCCCGCUGUGGACUCUCCUCCGUCCCCCCCUUUCUCGCCGAUCGCCUUGCGUCCUCGUUCUCCUUUCGCCUCUCCGUCUGCUGCCUGCGCCCUGGACUCCGGCGUCCCUCCCCUCGCUCUCCCUCGCGCGCCCGACUUUCCGACUCUGAGCGUCUACUCGCCUGCGGCCUUGGGAGACCAGCGCGAAGAGAGCUGCAGGGCGGGGGCGGCCGUGAGUGGCGUGGGGGCCUCGGCCGCCAGCUGCUCGAACGCGUGCGAGGAGGCUGCCGGUGGAGCUGGCGAGAGAGCGCUUGUCAGGCUGCCAGCGCGCGAGGGAGGAGAGGGAGCCUGCGGGACAAGCGAAGCGCGCUGCUGCCAUGCCGUCGACUGUCGGAGUCCAGCGGCGACUUCUGCGCAUGCAGCGUCUCCAGUGUCUCCUUCAGAAGCCGACAAGGUGCCCUUCGCGGCGGCUGCGCCUCCAGGCGUUCUCUGGCGCCUCGCACGCUCGCUCUGGUCAGAUUCAGCAGCCUGCGAAGGCGACGCGGCAGCCGGCGAAGGCGACCCGCGUGGACGUCUGCGGCCGCGCGAGCCGAGUGCGGUCUGCGGAUGCGCCGAGGAAGGAGUUGAAGCCCGGGAGGGCGAAGACGAGCGAGGAAGCAGGAGGGCGCAGCUGGACGGGGUCAGUUGCUCUUCUUCCUGUACUUGCGGCUCGACGCCGAGUUCGCCUUCGCACUGCUGCUGCUGCUCGGUCUAUUCCGCGUCGCCUGUCCCUUCGCGCUCCAUGUCUCCAUCACAGAUUCAUCCGGCCUCUUCACCGGGUUCUCCUCGCUCUCUCUCUCCGUGUUGUUUUCCGCCUUCACCUCGCUGGUUUCCGCCCGCGCCCGCUGCGUCGUCUGUUCGCCCUUUCUCGCGGUUCUUCUCUUCCGCUUUGUCCCCUGCAUCGGUUGCCACUUCUUCCUCGCUGCUGGUGGUGGUCCUGGAGCCGCCGAAGAAUCCCGACAGAGUCUUCGCGCUCGGGAGGCGCCGCAGCGGCAGAGCGGCAACGCAGGCUCCAGCGACCAGCAAGUUGCAGCUCGCAAACCCGCCGCGUGCGUCCCCUUUGCGACUGCGCGGAGGCGCUCAAGAAAGCGAGAAACGAAAGCGAAAGGAGACGCGGCACUGCCUCGAGGCUCCUCGUCUCAAGCAGGCAGACGAAGGAAGUCCUGCCGCAGGAAAGCAACUCGAGCCCCCAGCGGAGGAGCCAGGCAGGGACGAUGGCCGCGCGAGUGGCGAGGAGGCGAACGCAGGGAGUGACGCGGAGAGAGAAAACGUCCGAUGUGGAGUCAGCGAAGAACGGAUCGGGGCAGUCUCGCCGCUGGAGCAGCGAGGGGACGGAGAUCGAGACGAGGAGGAAGACACCAGUGAGGCAGACGAGCGGGCGAGGAGGGACAGGAGGGCUCGAGGCGCGGCACGAAAGAGCGACGAAGAAGAGACUCUGGGACAAAUCACGCAGGAGGCGGAGGGGUUCCGGCUCGCUGUCGCUCGGCCGCUCGAAGAGGAGGAAUCGAGACAGGCUGUGAAGAGGCGAGGGAGCGAUGCUGCUCGGUUGCGCGCGCGGAAACUCGCCUCAGCGCUGGAAGUCCUCAUGCAAAGAGGACAGGCGGAGAAGCGUCUGCUGGUCGCCAAGCCCAGCACGCGCCACGCCGGGAACAAGCAGUUGCUCGAGGCAUUCGUUGAAAUCGAGAAAACUUACCACAGUUGCUUGCCGCGAGACGACGAGGGAAAGGACCAAGCGGCGCCUGAGGGAGGAAGCGAACGCGAGUGCCGACACGCCAACCCCCAGAGAGCGUCCGCAGGCGAUACGGAGACAGAAUGCGGAGAAAAAAAGGAGAAAGAAGAAACGAGAGAGGAAACGAAAGAAGCGGAAAGCGGCGGAGGAGAGGCGCAAGGGUGGGGGGACGAAGGCAGGAUCGGAGGUCGCGACCUUGGCUCACUUUCUGAGAAAGAAGAGAGCCGAGCAGUCGCUGAAGACAGCGGCGUCGGCAGGACCGAAGAAGCGGGAGCAAGCUGCGAUGGGCGGCCGACUGAAGACUGCCUCGGCGCCUCCUGGGUUUGUCCUUUCUGCAGGAACGGCGUACGGGCGUUUGCGCUGAUGGGGGGCGCCGGCACGCGCAGCAGGUGGACCGUUGGCGGCCGCGAGGAGAGGGGCGGCGAGGCGCGAGUCGGCAAGCAGGCCAAGAGGAAGCGAGGCGGGGGGAAGGAGACUGCAGCGGCCGCAGAGACCGACGUGGACCCUGCGAUUGAGAAGGCGAGUGACGAAGAGACAGAGGGCGACGACCGGGCUGAAGCGCUGCAGGCGGAGGAAGAGGAGGUGGAUGGUGCAGGCGAGAAAAGGGCGACGAAGAAGAAGCGGAAGAGGAACAGCGUCGCGGAAAGGCGAGGCAGCAAUACGGCGGCUAAGCGAGGGCCUGCAGAGGCUGACGCAGAAAGGGAGAAGGCUCGCGCAGAGGAGGAGGAGGAGGCGGAGCGAGACUGGCGGCGAUUCCUGAGCUCCUUCGAGGAGAGAGACAGCGCGAUCGUCGUUCACCUGCAGAAUCACUACGCCCUCGUCUUCGGGUGGAGAGAAAUCUUGGUCGAAGGCGCAGACUCUGAGAACUCCGAGCGCCCAAAGGAGCCGGGGGAGAUUUCUGGUGCGCUCCGCGCAGGCGCGGAGGCAGGAGGCUGGUUGCCUUGCCCGGACGAACGCGCUGAGGAAGGAAACGGCGAAAACGGCUCCACGCUGGCGCCUGCGGAGCUUGAAGCAGACUCGCUGCGCGUGGAGAGCGAAGAGGCAGCCAGUGCCACGGUUGAUAAAAGGAUCUCUUCGGCCGCAAAGGAAGCACAACAGCAGCGUCCCUCGCCGUUGGCGGCCUCUCAGGGCGCGAGUCAAGAGCAGGGCAAAGCCCAUAGCCCCGCGCAUGCAUGCAAAGAGGGGCGGAAAUGCAGCGAAAGCGUCGAGGCCGCAGAACGCGUUUCAACCGCACAACGAACGGCAUCUCUCUCUUCAGCAGGAGAGCGAGCCGGCGCGUCGGAGUGCUUCCUCGUGACUUCUGAAACACAGGCUCCCAGUUUUUUCGAUGCGUGUCGAGAGCGUGAGGGGACUCCAUCCUGCUCGCCAACUGCAAACGCUUCGGACGCGGUCGCGGACGGGAGCUGGCUCUGUGUGGUCGAGCCGAGCGCGCGCGGGGGGCUAGUGGGCGGAUCCUGUGGAGUCAAGAAGAGGAUUCAGACGUCUGGCGAGCAGACGGAGUGUGCGGUGUCGUGCGCAGGAGACUUCCAGCAGCCUCAAUCGCCUUCUCUGCUUUGCCUCGGGCGCUCGGGUCUGCCCAGCAACCGGAGUCGCUCCGAGUCGCGCGAGGGAGUGUAUCGCCGUGAGGAUAAGACCCCGGAGCCGCGAAGGAGGAGAAGGGAGGUCCUGACCGCUCGUCGAGGGCAGGCACCGAGUGCCUGGGUUCCGUUUGAUGAGCUCCGAGUCCUCAUGACGCGCUGGAAAGGCUACCGACUGAUGCAGAUGCAGCUUCUCUCGCUCCCUGCUGUCACGCGCUGA
Molecule: messenger RNA, 5739 nt
Organism: Besnoitia besnoiti
Lineage: Eukaryota; Apicomplexa; Conoidasida; Eucoccidiorida; Sarcocystidae
Exons: 2
Coding region: 1-5739 (1912 amino acids)
Source: RefSeq, a predicted model, not a curated record